CUGAGUGGGAGCCAAAAAAAUUGUUUAUUGUUUUGAGCAGGAGUCAAACUUCACACUUCUGCUCCUGGAGCUGAACUUUCCCAGACACAGAGGGGAGAGAGAGAGAGGGAGAGAGAGAGAGAGAGAGAGGGAGUGUGUGUGUGUGUGUGUGUUUGCUGGGUCCUGACACACACUGAUGGCCUGUGAGAAUCUGCAGAGGUGUCACUUAGCACCUCCGUGGCCUGGCCUGGAUUUAUAAAGCAGUGCGGAGGAGCAGAGCAGCACACACGGCCACAGAGCUUCUCCUCUCAGACCACUGAGACCUUUCACACAACAUGGAUACCUCCUCGCUGCCACUGCUCAACUACGACCUCCAGUACCAAUGGUGCUCCGACUCGGACCUGUCCAGCAUCUCCUCCCCAGAAUCCCUCUCCCCCGUUCACUCUAUGGACUCCAGCCUGUCUCCGCCUGACCAGCGGCCGGCGCAGUCCACCCCAAGGAAGGCCAAGUCUGGAUAUUCUCCGAGCCUCGGAUCGUCGCCUCACUCCCUGUCGGGACGCGGCCGGAAGUCGGGCCGGGCGCCAAGAAUCCGCAGCAAACAGAGACAGAGCGCGAGCGAGAAGGAGAAGCUGAGGAUGAGGGUUCUGACCAAGGCCAUGCACCACCUCCGCUCCUACCUGCCUCCCUCCGUGGCCCCGGCCGGGCAGACGCUGACAAAGAUCGAGACCCUGCGCCUCACCAUCCGCUACAUCUCCUUCCUGUCCGCCAAGCUGGGCCUCGGCGCCAAGUCUGGAUAUUCUCCGAGCCUCGGAUCGUCGCCUCACUCCCUGUCGGGACGCGGCCGGAAGUCGGGCCGGGCGCCAAGAAUCCGCAGCAAACAGAGACAGAGCGCGAGCGAGAAGGAGAAGCUGAGGAUGAGGGUUCUGACCAAGGCCAUGCACCACCUCCGCUCCUACCUGCCUCCCUCCGUGGCCCCGGCCGGGCAGACGCUGACAAAGAUCGAGACCCUGCGCCUCACCAUCCGCUACAUCUCCUUCCUGUCGGCCCAGCUGGGCCUCAGCGAGGAGGUGCUGUUCCAGCAGCGUCGGGAACAGGGAGACCCGUCGGCCAGCGACACCUCCUCACCUGACAUCCACAGCUACCUCCAGGCAGGGAACACCGGGGGCCCGGAACCUCAGCUUCAGAACCAAAGCCCAGGGCAGAGCUUGUACCCCGAGCAGUGUUACAACCACAACGCCAUGGUGCAUCAUGGGAGCUGUAGUUUCAGAGUGGAUCAGUACAACGGGCAUUACAGUGGAGCUGCUCAGGGAGACGUCAGCGUGGACGCCAUCCUGCAGUCUCCUCCAUCCACACAGGCCUCCUAUCAGGUCAGUCACCAUGAACUACUGCUUGUUUUUUUUUUUUUUGUUUUUUUUACUCCUACAUUUGCAUUUCUGUCACAUUUGCACCAAUGCUAACGCGUGUCCCGUCUUCUCUUCUACAGAUGUAUGGACACGACUUCAGCCUCCCGUUAGCCUCGAGAGACUACUGGUGCUGAGGAAAACCACCGACUCCAACAACAGACACAGACUACUUCAGUGUUCCUACUGCCUCACUGUGAAUCCAA
Molecule: messenger RNA, 1585 nt
Organism: Cynoglossus semilaevis (tongue sole)
Lineage: Eukaryota; Metazoa; Chordata; Actinopteri; Pleuronectiformes; Cynoglossidae
Exons: 2
Coding region: 315-1436 (373 amino acids)
Biological process (GO): somite rostral/caudal axis specification; mesoderm formation; heart morphogenesis
Cellular component (GO): nucleus
Molecular function (GO): RNA polymerase II cis-regulatory region sequence-specific DNA binding; protein dimerization activity; DNA-binding transcription factor activity, RNA polymerase II-specific
Source: RefSeq, a predicted model, not a curated record